AUGGGGUGUCAUAAAUGUUUCUUCACUAUUGCAAAAUUCAAUCACCUUAAAGAUUAUUAUGCUAUACUCAAUAUAUCCUAAAAAAUAGAUUUAAAAAAGCCUUAUUACUCUUUUGCUAAGAAAUUUCUUCAAGAUCUUAAUUAAGAAAAAGAAGAAAAGUUAAUGAAGCGUAUGAAGUUUAAAUUUUGAAUAUACCUAUAUAAAUACUUUCUGAUUAAAAUAACUAAAGUGAUAAUGAUAAUUUGUGAAAUUCAGAUAUAAAUUAAUAAAGCUAUUAACAUUUAGAGUAAUAUUAAGAUCAGAGGAGAAACUAUGCAAAUCAAUAAUAAUAAUCUUAUCCUACUAAUUAAAAUUAUAGGCAUAUAAAUAUAAUAAAUAGAUUUAAAUAUGGAAUACAAGAACAGCAAAUGAGUAAACCUUAAAAAAGACAUCAUACAUUUUUACUAUUAGUAAUAAUAAUAAUAAUAUUAAAAAAGGCAUAAUAAAAUAAUUAUGAAGAAGAAUUUUGAAGAAGGUAAGAAACUUUCAAUUAAUUUGCAUAAGAAACCUUAUUUAGGAUAUAAAGAGAGUAUUAAGUUAGACAAUAAUAUUAGAAGCGAACAUAUUAAUUUUUUAUUGAAAAGGUGAGAGAGGCUUAUGAAAAUUAUCAAAGAUAAUAAGAAUAUGAACAGCAUCAAAAGCGAAUAAUUUGUAAUUCAAUAAACUUUUAUGAAAAAUUUAAAAAAAAGCCAAAAAAUUUUGAAAAAGCGUUGAAAAAAUUUAUAAAAUUGGAAUUAAAUUAAGUCUAAUGUAAGUUCCUUAUGGAAUUAUAUUAAAUGAAAAAAAGAAUGAAAUUUAAUAAUAUUUAAAAUUGUCUAAAGUAAUUAGGAUAAUUAUCAUCUUCUUUCCCAAUAUAUAUUUAUCUUCAAGAAAAUUUAAAAAUAUUUUAUAAAUAAAAAAUUUAAAUCUCAAUUAAUAUCAGAAUAUAAAGCAUGAUUUUCUUGUUGUUAAUAGAAAAUUACAAAAAUCUGAUAAUAAAGGUUAAAUUGGAUUAUAAUAGAUUAUUUAAUAUAUUUUAAUGA
Messenger RNA from Paramecium primaurelia, 1061 nucleotides. The record is from the annotation of a GenBank genome assembly. Lineage: Eukaryota; Ciliophora; Oligohymenophorea; Peniculida; Parameciidae.